Saprolegnia diclina VS20 is the source of this 1098-nucleotide messenger RNA. RefSeq lists its product as hypothetical. The transcript is spliced from 2 exons. Gene Ontology annotation, molecular function: pyridoxal phosphate binding. The record is from RefSeq and is a predicted model, not a curated record. Gene Ontology annotation, biological process: biosynthetic process. Bases 1 to 1098 code for a protein of 365 amino acids. Lineage: Eukaryota; Oomycota; Saprolegniomycetes; Saprolegniales; Saprolegniaceae.
AUGACGGACACGGUCUGGGACGAAGAGACGCAGACGUUCCACGGCGGCCAGGACUGGAAGUUCCUGACCAACUUUGUCGAGGACUUUAGCGUCACGACGAAUGGCCUCGGCACGCCCGCCGGUGCGCUCACAGCCGCCACCGACGCCGUGCACACGAUCCACCACUACCCGCCGGCCGACUUCCAGCCCGCGCUCAGCCACCUCUCGGCCUUUGUGUGGCCGGAGGACAAGGCGCUCAAGAACAUGGAGCUGCUCCUCCUCGGCAACGGCGCGUCCGAGCUCAUCGACCUCGUCAUUCGGUCGGUGCCCAAGGGCGGGUGGCGCCCGGGUGGCACCUUGACGCAGUACAAGGAGUACGAGCGGUCGGCGAACGCGGACGAGCGCCCGACGCUGGCGUGGAACGACCCGUCGGCUGUCCUCACGUGUCUUGUGAACCCGACCAACCCGACCGGCGACUACAUGCCGGUGGACGAGAUGAAGGCGUACAUUGAGACGCACUGCCCGGACAACCACACGAUCAUCAUCGAUGAAAGCAUGCAGCCGUGGGUCGGCCCGCACUGGCGCAGCGACAGUUUGAUCCACCAGCGCGAAUGGGUCGCGCACCUCUCGGCGACGCGCAAGAUUGACGUGUGGGUCAUGACGAGCUGGACCAAGAUCUGGUCGUGCACGGGCCUCCGCAUCGGGUCGGUGGUUGCACCCUCGGCCGCGCACGCCGCCGCCAUCAAGCGCAAGCAAGUGCCGUGGUCGCUCAACUCGAUGGCGCUCGCGUUCAUCUCGGCGGUCGUCAAGGACGACGCGUACAUGAACGAGACGUGGAAGGUGACGCCGGCGUGGCGCGCCAACCUCGGAUCGCAGCUCGCCAAGCACUUUCCUUCCUGGACGGUCCACGGCAAGCCGUACCUCUCGUGGGUCUGGGUCGACACCAAGUCGGUCGAGGUCGCGGCCGAAGCCACACGCCUCUCCAAGCUCCACGGUGUGCCGGUCCGGUCCGGCGCGCCGGGCUACAACCUCCCGACGUACGUGCGCAUUGCGGUGCGCAAUGCGACGCAGACCAACGUGCUUUUGCAAGCAUGGAAGUCGCUCUGGGAGCAAAACUAA